Anarrhichthys ocellatus (wolf-eel) is the source of this 1756-nucleotide messenger RNA. RefSeq lists its product as uncharacterized. NCBI's taxonomy places the organism in Eukaryota, Metazoa, Chordata, Actinopteri, Perciformes, Anarhichadidae. Gene Ontology annotation, biological process: NAD+ biosynthetic process. Gene Ontology annotation, molecular function: nicotinate-nucleotide adenylyltransferase activity; nicotinamide-nucleotide adenylyltransferase activity; lipid binding. The transcript has 12 exons. The coding region runs from base 109 to 1743 and encodes 544 amino acids. The record is from RefSeq and is a predicted model, not a curated record. Gene Ontology annotation, cellular component: mitochondrion.
UCGAGCAACAGCCUCUCAGAACGAGGGAGUGGAAAGAGUGUGACACACUUACCGAACAGUAAUGUGAAACGAAGGUUCUCUGACAGUGGUGCGAGGGGUAAACUAAAGAUGGCCAGCCGCCGUGUUCCACUAGUCUUGCUCGCCUGCGGCUCCUUUAAUCCCAUCACCAACCAGCACAUGAGGCUGUUUGAGCUGGCCAGAGACCACAUGCACAGCACAGGCCAGUACCAGGUGGUGGGUGGCAUCGUGUCUCCAGUGAGUGACGGCUAUGGGAAGCAAGGCCUGGUGCUGGCUAAGCACCGAAUUGCUAUGGCAAAGCUGGCGCUCCGGAGCUCUAACUGGGUCACGGUUGAUGAAUGGGAGAGCCAGCAGCCAGACUGGAUGGAGACUGCGGUCACCAUGAGGUAUCAUUAUGGGCGUAUUCUGACGGAGUGUGAGCAGAGCACAGGAACGCACAACGACUCCAGCGGAAACACCGUUGCCCUCUCAAGCCCCUGUCCCCAGUUAAAGCUUCUGUGUGGAGCUGAUUUCCUGGAAACCUUCAAGAUCCCUGGCCUGUGGCAGGACGACCACGUGGAGGAGGUGGUUGGACAUUUCGGCCUCGUCUGCGUCAGUCGAGGGGGGCUUGAGCCCGAGCGAGCCGUGCACGUGUCGGACACGCUCUCGCGCCACCGUCGAAACAUUUUCCUUGUGAGGGAAUGGGUGAGGAACGAGACGAGCGCCACAGAGGUCCGCCGGGCUCUGAGACGGGAUCUGAGUGUGAAAUACCUGAUCCCAAACUCUGUGAUAGAAUAUAUUCACCAGCACAACCUCUACACACAUGACAGCGAGAGGAUAAAUGAGGACACGGUCCUCAGGCCGCUCGCCAAACAGGCUGUGAAGAGUCUGGAUGACUAUGUCAAUGUUGCCAUCAGGAAAAUCGCCACCUUGUUGAAGCCAGACAAGGACAUCUCCCACGAUGGGGACCACAUAGUCAUCAAGACCCUCAGCACCUUCAAAAACUACAACAUGGACUUCCAUGUGGGCAAAGAGUUUGAGGAGGAUCUGUCUGGAGUGGAUGACAGGAAAUGCAUGACCACCAUCACCUGGGAGGGAGACAAACUGGUGUGUGUGCAGAAGGGAGAGAUUGAAGGAAGAGGCUGGACCCACUGGGUGGGUGGAGAUGAGCUUCAUCUGAUAUCGAUCACUGGGAGCACAAGUUUCCUGUCAAUCUCUUGUGCAUAUAUCAGAACGGCGGACUCCGCCACUGACAAUGCAAAGAGGACACCCUGCACCUUUCCCCUCCAUACACUGUCUAAAGUCUACACACACACAUUAGCGUCACCAGCUGCCACCAUGCCUGCAAACUUCAGUGGGAAAUGGAUACUGGAAACCAAUGACAAAUUUGAGGAGUAUUUGAAAGUGUUGAAUAUUGACUUUGCCACAAGGAAAAUUGCUAUCUCCCUAUCUCAGACCAAAGUGGUAGCCCAAGAUGGAGACAAGUUUAACUUCAAAACGUUGAGCACCUUCAGGAAUUAUGAGCUCGCCUUCACUGUAGGGGUUGAGUUUGAUGAGCACACCAAAGGACUAGACAACAGAAACAUCAAGUGUCUGGUGACCUGGGAGGGGGACAAGCUGGUGUGCACUCAGAAAGGAGAGAAGGCCAACCGUGGCUGGAAACACUGGAUCGAAGGAGACAAACUCUACCUGGAGCUGACGUGUGAAGAUAUAGUUUGUGUUCAGAUGUUCAAGAGAAAAGAAUAAAAGGCAAAUGUAU